This is a messenger RNA of Carlito syrichta (Philippine tarsier), 342 nucleotides long. RefSeq names its product actin-1-like. The record is from RefSeq and is a predicted model, not a curated record. The coding region runs from base 1 to 342 and encodes 113 amino acids. The transcript has a single exon. Lineage: Eukaryota; Metazoa; Chordata; Mammalia; Primates; Tarsiidae.
AUGGUGAUGGAAGAAGAAAUCCCCAUGCUGGUCAUUGACAAUGACUCUGGAAUGUGCAAAGCUGGCUUUGCGGAGGACGAUGCUCCUGGAGACACGUUCCCCUCCAUCGUCAGCUGUCCCCGAUGCCAGGGCAUUAUGGUGGGUAUGGGUCAGAAGGACUCCUACGUGGGCGAUGAGGCCCAGAGAAAGCAAGGCUUCCUGACUCUGAAGUAUCCCAUCCAGUAUGGCAUCAUCACCAACUGGGACUGGGAUGAUGUGGAGAAGAUCUGGCACCGCAUGUUCUACAACGAACUGCGUGUGGCCCCCGAGGAACACCUAGUGCUGUGGACUGAGGCCCCCUGA